Rana temporaria (common frog) is the source of this 2261-nucleotide messenger RNA. RefSeq names its product N-acetyllactosaminide beta-1,6-N-acetylglucosaminyl-transferase-like. Bases 391 to 1587 code for a protein of 398 amino acids. Gene Ontology annotation, cellular component: membrane. Gene Ontology annotation, molecular function: acetylglucosaminyltransferase activity. Lineage: Eukaryota; Metazoa; Chordata; Amphibia; Anura; Ranidae. Gene Ontology annotation, biological process: transforming growth factor beta receptor signaling pathway. The transcript is spliced from 3 exons. The record is from RefSeq and is a predicted model, not a curated record.
UGGAUGUGGCUGCUGAAAUCUAGGCAAGGAGAAUGGGAAAGGACAGAUUAUCGCAGUCAGUGACAUGCAGCUGGUUGCCAGAGCCUUAACCAAUCAGUGCUGUGAAUGUUUCAUAUGCAAAUACUCAAGUGAACAGAAGGUCAUCAGUGCUUCAUGCAGCUUGCAGAAAUUCAUAUGAAGAAAGGCAGACAACGAGGGCUGGUGCUGCUGAACAACACCGAGAUGACACAAACACAUUGUCAGGCGGACGACAAACGCUUUUCGCUGUCUUCCCAAAGUCACAAUGAGCUGCUCGGGAAUCUGGGAGCUGACAGCAACUGAGAAAAACCUUUGGGCGGAGGUAUAAUUUUAUUCAUUUUUUUUUUUUUCAUGGUUGUAUUUAUUUAAAUAAUGACUUCUUGGGUGCGAUACAUGUUCCCAAUCCCAGUGCUAAGCGUGACGCUCCUGUUGUUAUACUAUAACAGUAAGCUGUUAAAUUGGAGAGCUUUUCACUGGUAUAACGCCACCGAAGAAAGAAUCCUACUGCUUGAAGCUUGUGAUUCUUUUUUUAAUGGGAGGAAACCUUCAUUUGAACCUACAGUGACAAGCUUGUAUCACAGCUCAAACUGUCAAGAAUAUAAAAGACAAAAUCAUUACAUUACAGACCCCCUCUCGGAGGAAGAGGCAGCCUUUCCUUUAGCUUAUAUGAUGACAGUACAUAAAGAAUUUGAAACGUUCGAGAGACUGUUCAGAGCCAUCUAUAUGCCGCAAAACAUAUACUGCAUCCAUGUGGAUGAGAAGGCAAGCGCGGAUUACUUGCAGGCGGUAAGUGAUUUAGUGGAUUGCUUUCCUAAUGCGUUUUUCGCCUCGAAAAUGGAGCCGGUGGUGUAUGCCGGGAUAUCGAGACUCGAGGCGGAUCUGAACUGCAUGAAAGAUCUGCUAAAAUCAGAGGUCCAAUGGAAAUAUGUCAUCAAUGCGUGCGGACAGGAUUUCCCUUUAAAGACAAAUAAGGAGGUGAUGGAGCACUUGAAAAAAUUUAAAGGGAAAAAUAUCACGCCUGGGGUGCUGCCCCCCGGUCAUGCCAUCCCUCGGACUAAAUAUGUCCACCGUGAGGAUAUCGUACAUUCCAAUGUACUAAGGACUAAAACCUUGAAGCCCCCUCCUCCGCACAACAUCACUAUUUAUUUCGGCACUGCGUAUGUUGCGCUGACAAAGGAGUUUACUAAGUUCAUCAUGGAAGACCAGAGAGCCGUAGAUCUACUGAAAUGGUCUAAGGACACUUACAGCCCCGAUGAACACUACUGGGUGACCCUGAAUAGAAUUCCAGAUGUACCGGGAUCAAUGCCAGAUGGGCAAUGGGAAGGUGACCUCAGAGCAAUUAAAUGGAGAGACAUGAAUGAUCACGGCGGUUGUCAUGGCCAUUACGUUCGGGAUAUCUGCGUCUAUGGAACAGGGGACUUGCAGUGGUUAAUUAAUGCCAACAGUAUUUAUGCCAACAAGUUUGAAUGGAAAUCUUAUCCUCCGACACUGGAAUGCCUAGAAAUGAAGAUACGAGAACGAACACUUAAUCAGAGUGAGGUCACUGUGCAGCCUGACUGGUACCUCUAAGCAGUACAUUCUGCAGAAAAGAAUUGAUAAAAGUGCUCUAAUAUGGAUGAGACACAGAGAGCACACAACUAUCUCUUAACCGCUGUCCUUAAAAGGCGAUUUGAAGUCAAGAAGCAGAUACCAUUAAGCAGCUUCCUCCUUUUAAGCACUUGUGAAGAGUUUAUUGUUCACAAUGCUUGUACCGUUAUCUUUUCUACUGGUGUUAAGAAGCUACUGUAUGAUUAUAUUAUGCUGCUAUUAGAUGUGGUUCUUAUGAAAUGGAUUGCAUCUAUAUUAUGCCGAUAUUUGUGUCAUAUGGUGCCAGCCUGCACAAAGAAGAGGAACAUAUUAGCAGUUAGAUUGUAUGUAUGCAAACAGGACCUACAAAUGAAGCAUAGUAAUGGGGUGUUCAGACCAACAGGCUGGAAAGCAUCCAGUCUAUAUACUGGAAUUCCUACCGGCAUUAUAAACUCCUCUUAGGAGUAGUUUAACAUCCUCACCCACACACCUUUGUCUAUAGAAAUGAUAACAUAUAUAACCCCUUCACGCCGACCAUACCCAAAUUUGCGCUCAUGGCUUGAAGGGGUUAUUACUGGGACCCGGUACUGUUUUUUUAGAGCGGCCAGUUGGCUCUUUUAGACCCCCAAUCCCUCUAUAAAGAGUACCUGUCACCACCUUUUACUGUCACAAGGGAU